CCGUUUUCCGUGUCACCGGCUUCAACUUUUGGGAAUUUUAUGACCAACAUACCCCUAUACUGUUUUCGUACACACUGACACUCAGACACUCACACACUCGUCAUGAACCAAGGACUACUUUUUACUUUUUUCUGCUCCCAAAAUAUAAUCGGAUGAUAAAUGCUUAUUCUCGUAAAGCUGUUGUCUCUUAAUGGUAAGAACAAAAGGGGCAGCACAUUGAAGAAAAGGUCAGUCUCCGGAGAAAUAACUGUACUGGAAAUGGGUGAUGAGAGUCGCAAAUAUGUUAUGGAUUUGGAGCUGGCAAUCCAAAGAGAACUAGCAUAUCGGAGAAAGAUUUUCUUGUCACAGUUGCAAACUGACAAGGACUUCAAGACAGAUCCUGUGCCAUUGGAGAGGAUUGCUCAUGUGCCAUCAUCAAGCUCAACUGUAAGUCCAAGCAGAACUCCUACUUCCAAGUCACUUUCAAGUUCAAGCCCUUGGCUUUCUGGCAUGAAGCGAGACGCAGCACCAAGCGGCAGUGAAAGCUUGCAGCCUCAACAGCCACAAUCAUCAAAUAGCAAGCCCAUGCAUACAAAUCAAUCAGAUGUUAUUUUUUGCACAAUCUGCAAUGUACCUUGCCAUGGUACCCGCAACUAUAAGCAACAUCUAGAUGGUCAAAAACACAAGGCCAAGCUACAGAACAUGAAAUUACAUAGGAAUGAUGUUGGUCAAUGCAGCAAAGAAGCUAACCAGCAGAGGUGGGGCAAGGUGUGUAAUACCGGUUGCACAAGUGCAGAAUUGUUCAAACAACACUUAUGUGGUAAAAAGCACAAGGUUGAACUAGGAAAGUUAGAAUGUGCUAGGAAAGAUAGUGGAGAUCUCCCGAAGCAGCCAAAAUACUGCAAGUUGUGUGAUCUUUGGUGCCCAAAUGAGGAUGCAUAUAAGAUGCACCUUGAAGGUAAACGGCAUAUAAUUUGACGCCAUGACAUUGAGAAUACGGGGCUACAAAGGGUGGAACUGUAAGAAAAGUGAUGUUGAACAUCAUAGGGACCUAACCACUUAUAUUAGGCGUAGGAAUUGGUCUACUUAGUACUUUUGCAUAUUUUCCUCUUUUACUGUUUGUAUAUCUAUAUGUUGGAUAUUUUUGGAUGGUUGUUUGAUAUUUUCUUCUGUGAUGGAGUAGGGAUUAGGCUUGGCCUAUAUAUAUGCCCUUAUGAUAAUU
Pistacia vera is the source of this 1201-nucleotide messenger RNA. RefSeq names its product zinc finger RNA-binding protein-like. The record is from RefSeq and is a predicted model, not a curated record. Gene Ontology annotation, molecular function: double-stranded RNA binding; single-stranded RNA binding; zinc ion binding. Bases 160 to 957 code for a protein of 265 amino acids. Lineage: Eukaryota; Viridiplantae; Streptophyta; Magnoliopsida; Sapindales; Anacardiaceae. The transcript has 4 exons. Gene Ontology annotation, cellular component: precatalytic spliceosome.